GUUGCUUUCAUGUGUUGUAUAUGUGUGCUAUGUUAUUUAAUUAUGCUGCUGGAAUGAUUGCUUGCGAGUUGUAAUGAUUCAACGUUGGAGGGAGUGAAGGAGUAAUUGAUGGAUGGAGUAUAUCAGUGAGAUUUUUGGAAAACAUAACUGCUCCAUUUUUUGUCCUUUUUUGGUUGUGCUUUCUGUUUUUGGAGAAACAAUUGAGGGAAUUGUCUGCAGCGGGGGGAUUAUUAGGCGAAGAUUUUCCCCUAAUAUGUGCAAAGAAAUUUGGAAAUUAGAAGCCCCCCACCUCUCUCUCUCUCUUCCUUGAUGGUUUUUGUUUUUCUCUUUUUUUUCCGCCCCUUUUGGAGGAGUACUAAUUUUUGGGGCUGUGGUGUCUGAGGUGUUUCCACGUCAUUGAGGAUGGGCAAGCGUCGUUGUGUGUUUUCUGACCCUGGGAGAAUGGGAAAACGUUUGCUGUGAGCGAGUUUCUUCUUGUUUAUUCUUCUGAAUAGGGGUGGGGGGCUUCGAUUUUCUCUAGUUUUUUUAACUUUGAUUUAACUAAAGGAGUAUACAAAUCUGCAGCAGUUUCAGCCUAUGCCCUAGUUUAUGAUGCAUUAGAUGUGCUAGAUUAAUUGAGAAACUCUACCUAAUGAGCCACUAUUUGGAGAUGGAUUGGAAUACUAAGUGGGAUUGGGAAAGCUAUGAUGCAUUUGGUCCAAAAACAACAGAAAAUCCUAAGAAGCUGCAACUAGUGGAUUUGACUAUUAUUGAUGAUAGGGAAAUUGAUGCCGGAUCCUUCAAUCUCUCAGCAGGAGCCUCUGGCUCUGAUGGUGGCCAUGUUUCUUCAGCUAAAAGCUCAAUAUCAGCUUCUGAUUCUUCCACAAAGGAUGGGCAAACCCCCCCAGACUUCAGGCUAAUGGCAUAUGAAGAUAUUUCUGGAAAUUUUAAGAUUACAGAACGUGAAGGAACUAAGAUUUCUGGAACUUCUCCACCUCUGGAAGCUUCCAUUGGCUCUGUAGAACCACUGAUUGGCCUCAAGCUUGGAAAGAGAACAUACUUUGAGAACAGUGGUGCUGGAGGCCAUGUUAAGAGUGCACCUUCUGCUGGGCCUACUGCAUCCACCGCCUCAUUGAAGAAAACUAAAUUGCUGGGUGAUAAUCUCCCGAUGCCUCGCUGUGUAGUUGAGGGCUGCAAUUCUGACCUUUCAACAGCUAAAGAGUAUCACCGGAAGCAUAGGGUUUGUGAUAGCCAUUCCAAGGCCCCAAAGGUGGUUGUUGGUGGCCUUGAACGCCGGUUUUGCCAGCAGUGUAGCAGGUUCCAUAACAUUUCUGAAUUUGACGAAAAGAAACGCAGUUGUAGAAGAAGACUUUCUGAUCAUAAUGCGCGACGCAGGAAGCCACAGCAGGAAAUCCAGUAUAAUUCAAGGCUCUCAUCACCAUUCUAUGGAGGAAGGCAGCAAAUGAGUUUUAUGAUGAGCAAUCCUUCACUUGUACACUCUAGAGCUAUGGGUGAUACAGCAUGGGAUAGCACCAAGUUCACCCUGACCAAAGGGUAUCAUCCUUUGAAGUCUAGUGGAGAUGGGGUUAGCAGAGAGCAGAUGCAUAUACCAGGAGCUAAACUUACACAUUUCACCAACAUGCAAAGCAGUGCAGCUAAAGGAAUUCCCACAUCAAAGAGCUCUGUGGCUGAUGUUUCAAAUCCAGGUUCGAAGUAUUCUCCCCACUUAGAUGCAGCACCCGAGUAUGGUCGUGCUCUCUCUCUUCUGUCAAGUAAUUCGUGGGCUCCAUGUGGAUCAGAAUCCAUGGCUUUGAAUCAAAUUCAAGAAAAUGAAAUCUGCGUAAGUCAGCCUUUACCUACAAUGCAUGGAAUCCCAGAAGGGGUGCCCCUCUCUUCUUCAGAAUUGUGGCUGCAUCAGCUGCCUUCUGCUCAUCCUCCAUUGCCAGGCAACACUAACUUCCCGGAAAUCCAGCUAUUCAUAACACCAUACGAGGAGACAGACUUAUAUUCCAGCAUAAUGAACUGACUACAUUCAAAAGCACAAUCUUGUAGUAGUAUUUUGUAUUUUGAACGCUAGCUGCACAAGAGUCCUCCUUGUUAGUUGAUAAAUUUAUAAGGUUCUUGCCUUCCACAGCAUAUUAUUCUGUUGGUGUGGAGCUAAGGUUGCAAAUUUGUAUGUGUUCUUUGGAUAAUCAACCUUGUUUGUUUGCAGACA
This is a messenger RNA of Salvia splendens (bonfire salvia), 2194 nucleotides long. RefSeq names its product squamosa promoter-binding-like protein 12. Bases 632 to 2005 code for a protein of 457 amino acids. Gene Ontology annotation, molecular function: DNA binding. Lineage: Eukaryota; Viridiplantae; Streptophyta; Magnoliopsida; Lamiales; Lamiaceae. Gene Ontology annotation, cellular component: nucleus. The record is from RefSeq and is a predicted model, not a curated record. The transcript has 5 exons.